Ziziphus jujuba (common jujube) is the source of this 1333-nucleotide messenger RNA. Its product is annotated as transcription repressor OFP8. Gene Ontology annotation, biological process: negative regulation of DNA-templated transcription. The transcript has a single exon. The coding region runs from base 135 to 1079 and encodes 314 amino acids. NCBI's taxonomy places the organism in Eukaryota, Viridiplantae, Streptophyta, Magnoliopsida, Rosales, Rhamnaceae. The record is from RefSeq and is a predicted model, not a curated record.
ACUCCCUUCUCUACAAACAAAGACCGCCAUCUCUCUCUCUCUAUCUCUCUUUCUCUCUCUUAAAAAAAAAAAAAAAAACACUCUUCUUCCUUCUCUUCUCUCUGUCUCUCUCUCUGUUUUUCUGAAGCACUGUAAUGGAAAACCGAUUCAAACUGAAACUCUCCCGCAUGUUCCGUGGCUCGUUCGGAUCAUGUAGGUCCCGAAACGUAUCGGACGUGGUCGAGAAAAAAGUUUUCUCACCUGACAACAACCAAAGCUUCCACAUGAUCAACCCCAUCUCACCAAAGACUCGACCUUUCUCUUCCAUUUGCAGACCCAAAUGCUCCGAACCCAAUGAAUCCAUAGAUAACAACUGUAUCAUAUCCACCAUGGAUGUAUUGCUUCCGAGACCAAAAUUGUCCGAGCGAUGCUCACCUUUUCUCAAGGCCGAUAAUGAUGGCCAAACUUGCCCUCCUGCUUCUCCAAUUUUCCCACUGAACCCAUUUUACCAGUUACGGGAUAAUAAUAAUAAUAAUUAUUAUUACAGACAGAGAAAGAAGAAGAUGGUGAAGAACAACAACAAGAGCAAAAAGAAGACGACCCACUUGAAGAGAUGUAAAAACAGAGAGUUUUUUCUCCCAUUCAGCUCUUCUUCUCAGGAAAGCAGUAAUCUUGGUGGUUGGUGGUUUAGCAGCGAAGACGAAGAUGAAAGAGAAGAUGAAACAGAUACCCUUUUCACUUCCCAAAGUAUCUCCUCGGAUUCUUCGGAGCCACACCGUCGUCACCACCGUUGUUCUUCUUCUCGGCGUAAAGGAAAUAGGUCGGUUCGGAGGACAAGGGCGAGUUCUGAAGUGGGUCUAAUGCCAUUACAGGGGAAAGUGAAAGGAAGCUUUGCGGUGGUGAAGAAAUCCAGCGAUCCCCACAACGAUUUCAGGACUUCAAUGGUGGAAAUGAUCGUGGAGAAACAGAUCUUCUCGGCUAAAGAUCUUGAGCAGCUUUUGCAGUGUUUUCUGUCACUGAAUUCACACCAUCAUCAUAAGGUCAUCGUUGAGGUUUUUACAGAGAUAUGGGAAGCACUGUUCUCUAACUGGGGAUCUUGAAAAAAAAGAAAAAAUAAUAAAAAAGAAAACUUUUCUCUCUUUUCUUCUCUGUGACGCUGCCAUUUGUGUUUUUUAAUUAGUAGUUAGAAUUCUAACUUUGAUAGACUAAUUAGUGUAUUAUCCUCCAUUUUCCUACCACCCAAUAGCUACCUUUCUGGGUUUAUUAUGGUGGUGAAUCAUAUUCUUGUUUUAAUAUGGAAAGGACUAUGAAAUGGACUUUAAAUUUUCUUGUAAUUUUCUGCGUUGCUCUUUUU